Sclerotinia trifoliorum is the source of this 952-nucleotide messenger RNA. Lineage: Eukaryota; Fungi; Ascomycota; Leotiomycetes; Helotiales; Sclerotiniaceae. The record is from the annotation of a GenBank genome assembly.
AAAGUAUGAUAGGUCGGAUGAACACCAGGAAAACUAUCAAUGUGCGAGCGGGAUUAGGAUGCACAUUACGGAUUGGACCGAAAAUGAAGGGAGUCUAAAAAUUCCUGUACCUGAAGCCAUUCCUUAUGGAGAAUAGAUUCCUUGAAAAUAUCGAAAGAACUCCCGGAAUUACUACCUAUCCUCAGCCUAACCUUACCAUCUGCUCAGGUUCCUUGUCCUUUCGAAACCAUUCCCGGAAUACGAAUCAGCUAAUGCUGGUCAAGUAAUAUGUGUCGUCAAGCAAAUACCGUCAAGCCAAUCUGAAUCGUUUCAAAGCAAUAUGUACCGGUUAUGCAAUGUACAGCUUAUGCUUAUAUUCCCUUCUCUAACUCGCCAACUUGCUUCAAACCUUGGGAAGGCUUCAAUUAUCUAGCCAACUAUAAGGUUAUUAUGGUCAAAAACAAGAAAAGCAGGAUUUUUCGAGACAAAAAAAAGAACCAACCAAAAAAUCACCCAAUUGUUGGAUGAGGGAAGUUUAUUAUUGAAAAGAAAAUUUGAUGAUGGAUCAUUGAACUACGGAGUACAGUACUAAGCCCACAACAUGGUCAGUGCUAACUCACAUCUUCCCCACAGGUCCGAUUUGAUAUCAAUCUAAUCUCGCUACGUGGAAUCUUUACUCUUUUGAACUUACUUCAGAUCACAAAUUUCCUGUUUGGCGUCUCUGAUAGACAGAUUAGAUACGGCAAGAAAUGAAAGAUCCUCUUUUUUGGGCCGAAAUCCAAGCUAUUUUCUCCGAAUCACCGAGUAUCGUCCACUCAUACCCCUCCAUGAGAUUCGGACGGGGCUUUGACAUCCAGAAAAUAUCACCUCAACUUUCGUGGCACUGGACCGCAUUGCUUGUGACCCCUACAAUCCAAUUAUUUACUUUCAUGCAUCGUAUUUUUUCGUAUUGCAGCACGCCUUCCUGUAAGUG